AUGUGCAAGGUUCAUGAUGCUAAAUGCACCAUCAGUGAGUCCUUCGCAAGUCUUCACAAACAUUUUCAAGAAGGAGAUCUCAUCAUUGGGGGAAUUAGUUCUCUUAUCUAUGCUAUGUCAGAUGAGAUGGAUUUCAAAAAAGCAUUCAAAGAUAUGGUAUAUGAUAUGCCAUUUGUACGGACUAGUCAUUACCAACAUGUCUUGGCUAUGGCAUUUGCUGUGAAGGAAAUCAAUGAAAACCUCCAGCUCUUACCCAAUGUCACCUUGGGCUUCCACAUCCAUGACACUUACAUGAAUGAACGAGAGACCUAUCGUGCCACGAUACAACUUCUCUCUACAAAGAACAAAUUUAUUCCCAACUACAAGUGUGACUUCCAGAACAAUCUGAUAGCUGUUGUUGGAGGAGCUGAAGCUAAAACUUCUCUCUGCAUAGCAACUGUGUUAUCCAUCUACAAAAUUCCACAGCUCGCCUAUGGUUCUACAUCAUUAACCAAUGAAGCAUUCUCAGGACUUUCCAUUUAUCGGAUGGUCCCAAAUGAAGCCCAGCAGUACAAGGGGAUCCUGCAGUUAAUUCUGCAUUUCAGGUGGACAUGGACUGGGCUCAUUGUUGUGGAUGAUGAACGUGGAGAAAGAUUUCAGCAAGCCCUGCUUCCUCUGUUUUUUCAAAAUGGCAUCUGUUUGGCCUUCAUAGCAAAAUUCCUACAGGUCACAACCAUCAAUUAUUAUUUUACCAUGAUGCAGAAUGGAUUGGAAAAAUUUGAUGUUGUAAUGGAGAGUAAAGCCAAUGCUGUUAUCCUUUAUGGAGACAGUGAAUCUAUUUCAUAUAUGAGGUGGUCUAUACAAUUCUCAGGGACAGUUUUCUCAGCAAAAAAGCUUAAAGGGAAAGUAUAUGUUACGACCAUUCAGAUGGAUUUUGUGUCCUAUUAUUAUCAAAGAAAUUGGGACAAACAGAUCCUUCAUGGUGCUAUAUCCUUCAGCGUUCACACGAAUCAACCACCAGGAUUUCAGCAAUUUCUUCAGAGCAGAAAACCUCAUUGGACUGAAGGUGAUGGCUUCAUCAGGAAUUUCUGGGAACAGGCAUUCCUCUGUCAUUUCUCAGAUUCACUCCUGGGGAAGGAGUUUGAUAAGAAUUGUUCUGGGGAGGAGAAGCUGGAGAGCCUUCCCGCAGAUAUCUUUGAUAUGAGUAUGACUGGUCCCAGCUACAGUAUCUACAAUGCUGUCUAUGCUUUUGCACAUUCUUUACAUGCCCUGCAUUCAUCCUGUUAUGGACACAGGAGGAUGGUGGUGACAAAAAAAUGUGACUUCUUCAGUAAACCAUCAUGGCAGCUUCACCACUUUCUGAAAAGUGUCUCAUUUAAUAACAGUGCUGGAGAGAAGAUUUCAUUUGAUACCAGUGGAGAAGUUGCAACAGGGUAUGAUAUUAUGAACUGGCUUGCUUUCCCAAAUAACUCUUUUUUAAAAAUGAAAAUUGGAGAGGUUCAUCCAGAAGCUCCUGCAGACCAAAUGCUUACCAUUAAUGAAGAGAGGAUCACAUGGAACAGCUGGUUUAACAAGACACAGCCCCUUUCUGUCUGCAGUGAAAGUUGCCAUCCAGGUUCCAGGAAGAAAAAGAAGGAGGGGGAGCCAUUCUGCUGCUAUGACUGCACACCAUGCCCAGAAGGGAAGAUUUCUGAUCAGAAGGACUUGGAUGAGUGUGCCGAAUGCAGAAAAGAUCAUUACCCAAACAGGGGACAAAAUCAAUGCAUUCCCAAAGGUGUCACUUUCUUGUCCCACGAAGAACCUUUGGGGAUCACUUUAGUGACUGUUGUCCUUUCCUUUUCUUUCAUUGCUCUUUUGGUGCUAGGAGUCUUUAUGAAGCACCACAGCACCCCCAUCGUCAAAGCCAACAACAGGAACCUCACCUAUUCUCUCCUGAUCUGCCUCCUCCUGUGCUUCCUCUGUGCUCUGCUAUUCAUUGGUCAGCCACAACUGGUGUCGUGUCUCCUCCAACAAACCACAUUUGGCAUGGUCUUCUCGGUUGCCAUUUCUUGCGUGCUGGCAAAAACGGUCAUGGUGGUUCUGGCUUUCCUAAGCAUCCAACCAGGAAGCAGCCUAAGGAAGUGGGUGGGGAAAAGAGUGGGCAAUUCCAUUGUGAUUUCCUGCUCCCUUUUCCAAGCAGCGCUUUGUUUUGCAUGGCUGGUAACCUCUCCCCCAUUUCUGGAUGUUGAUAUGAACUCAGAGACUGAAGCCGUUGUACUGGAAUGCAAUGUGGGGUCUGUCACCAUGUUUUACUGUGUCCUGGGCUACAUGGGUUUCUUGGCCAUUGUUAGCUUUGUGGUGGCUUUCUUGGCCAGGAAGUUACCGGACAGUUUUAAUGAAGCCAAAUUUAUCACUUUCAGUCUCUUGGUCUUUUGCAGCGUUUGGAUGUCUUUUGUUCCCACCUACCUGAGUACCAAGGGGAAAACCAUGGUGGCCAUGGAGAUCUUCUCGAUAUUAGCCUCCAGUGCUGGCCUUCUGGGUUGUAUCUUUGCCCCCAAAUGUUACAUUAUUUUGCUGCGGCCUGAGCUGAACAACAGGGAACAUCUGAUAAGAAUAAAAGGGAAAUAA
Messenger RNA from Gekko japonicus, 2586 nucleotides. Its product is annotated as vomeronasal type-2 receptor 26-like. The transcript is spliced from 6 exons. Gene Ontology annotation, biological process: G protein-coupled receptor signaling pathway. Gene Ontology annotation, molecular function: G protein-coupled receptor activity. Gene Ontology annotation, cellular component: membrane. The record is from RefSeq and is a predicted model, not a curated record. NCBI's taxonomy places the organism in Eukaryota, Metazoa, Chordata, Lepidosauria, Squamata, Gekkonidae. The coding region runs from base 1 to 2586 and encodes 861 amino acids.